GUGGUCAUUUGGAUAAUUAUUCUCUUGAUGUUUUCUUAAUAUUUCAGUGCUUCCUACUUCUCUCAUUAGUUAUUUUUAUUUCCUUGAUGUUUUCUUUGUCUUUCAGUGUUUCCUCAUCUCAUUAGUUAUUUUUAUUCUCUAGAUGUUUUCUUAAUCUUUCAGUGUUUCCUCCUUCUCCCAUCAGAUAUUUUUGUUCUCUUGACGUUUUCCUUUUCUUUCAGUGCUUCCUUCUUCUCCCUUUCAUUACCUUUGUGUUUUAUUGGACGAUAAUACCCUAGCUGUCUUUCCUCUUUCAUCCAGAGGAUGUGCUUCCAUCUUGGUAUGACCGAUGCGUUCACGUGGGACUAUGGGACAGCAGGAUAGAGGAUGACAUGCAGACCCUGUAGAGACCCAGCAGAUGGUUUAUUGAACAAUUAUUCCCUUUGCUGUCUUCCUCUUUCCUCUAGACAUUGUGCUUCCAUCUUGGCAUGACUGAUGCUUUCACAUGGGACUACGGGACACCGGGACAGAGGAUGACAGACCCCUCAGAGACCCAGCAGAUCCUGAACGAGAUCCGUCAUGAGUUUGUCAAGGACGAUGGUGCCAUUCAGUACUCCCACAAGUGGCAGGUUGGUGAUUUCAUUAUCUCAGACAACCUGGCCGUGGGUCAUGAGGCCACACCCCAGACGCAGGAGGCGGUAGAGAAGGCGGGGCUGAGGGUCCUCCACAGGACCACCAUCAAGGGAACGCAACCGCCCACCAAACGCUAUCAGCUUGACACGCCCACUUAAUAGGUGCGAU
Strongylocentrotus purpuratus (purple sea urchin) is the source of this 780-nucleotide messenger RNA. RefSeq lists its product as uncharacterized. Bases 468 to 770 code for a protein of 100 amino acids. Gene Ontology annotation, molecular function: oxidoreductase activity. The record is from RefSeq and is a predicted model, not a curated record. NCBI's taxonomy places the organism in Eukaryota, Metazoa, Echinodermata, Echinoidea, Camarodonta, Strongylocentrotidae. The transcript is spliced from 2 exons.